AGAGAGAGAAAGGCUGAGCAGCUGAGAGGCGUUUGUUUGUGAUCAGUGUGAAACCUGGACACAAAGGAGACGCUGCUGUUCAUCAGUGUGUUCAGACCCUCAGAGGAGUGAGAUGUCUCUGCCGUCUGUCUGCAGGAUCUUUGUCCGGCUGCUCGCAGCUGUACUGCUGAUGUCAGCGUGUUGCGUUCAGGGUCUGGGUGUGGACGUGUCUCCCAAAAGGCCUCUGUUGAGACUCGGGGAGCGUCAGCAGCUGGUGUGCCACGUUCAGCAAUGUCCUGAGAUGCCGAUCGUGUCUUGGUCCCUGAUGGGGGACCGGCCUCUGACCGCCUCCGUCAGCACCAACAGGACUCACUCCGUGGUGACCUUUGACCCCGUGAUGAUGGAGCAUGAGGGACUCCUGCUGUGUAAAGUCAGCUGUGGAGGACAGAACAGGCAGAUUAAAACCUCGGUGCAGGUUUACUCCUUCCCGUCAGGUCCUGUGAUCACAGGUCAGGACCACCUGAGACUGGGGGUGGAGUCCACCCUGACCUGCCAGGUGUCUGAAGUUUACCCCGCCGAGCUGCUGACCUUCACCUGGAUCAGAGGAGACGUCGUCCUGCCGAGCAGUGUGGGAAAUCCUGUUUCCAGCUCAGUCCAAUCUGAAUACAGAUUCACCCCUCUGAACCAGGACUCGGGACGAAACAUCAGCUGCAGGGCCACGCUGGAACUGCUGAACCUGCCUGCUGAGGACAGGACCAGAGAGACCACCGUCCCCCUAAACCCGCUCUACGCUCCCGUCGUCACGGUGAUGCCAGACUCUGUGUUGGUGAUGGCCGGCUCGCCGCUCACUCUCGACUGUUCUGCGGAGGGAAACCCCGAGCCGAGCGUCACCUGGAGCUUCAGGACGGCGGGCGGGCGGUCCUUGCCACGGGGUCGAGGCCGUCAGCUGGUCUUUCCGGCGGUGAGUCUGUCUGGGGCCGGAUGGUACGACUGUGAGGCCCAAAACGCAGAAGGAAACCAGACCGCCGCUGUGGAGGUCAUCGUUCACGCUCCGCCCACCAACACCUCCAUCUCAGUGAGUCCAGGUGAGGAGGUGGUGGAGGGUCAGCAGGUGACGGUUACCUGCCGCUCAGACGGAGCUCCGCCCGCCACGCUGGUGCUGAGGAGGGAGGGGGCGGAGCUUCAGAGGGCCGCCUCCUCCUCGCUCUCCUUCAGCCUCUCCUCCGCCCUGCUGGAAGACUCCGCCCACUACCAGUGCGAAGCGUCCAACCAGUACGGGUCCCAGAGGGUCAACAGCUCCAUCACCGUCAGAGGUCACCCUCUGCAGGUGGAGGUGAGUCCUCCGGUCUCAGCAGCAGAGCGGGGUUCAGGUCUGGUCCUGACCUGCAGAGCCGGGUGUCUCCAACCCCCCUCCCUCACCUGGACUACAGCCCGGGACCGGACCGUCCUCCAGAGGACGCAGCAGCAGGACGGACUGUCGCUCCACCUGCAGGACCUGGACCUCCAGGAUCAGGGAGGAUACAGCUGCGAGGCCGAGUGCGACUCCGUCAUCAGGACCGGAAACAGCCAGGUCCACGUCCACUCGUUUCCCUCUGAUCCGGUUCUGGAGGAUCCUGGUCCUGUCCUGCUGGGUCAGGAGGCGGUCCUUCACUGUGAUGUCAGCAACGUCUUCUCAGCCAAUCAGAUGAGGAUCCGGUGGCUGUCGGGGAACGCGACGCUGAGGUCGGAGUCCUUCAGCUUCUCCGGUUCCUUGCGGAACGUCUCGUCUGUUCUUCGGCACCGGGUCGAGGAGGAGCAGCUGGUCCUGACCUGUGGCGCCGAGCUGCUGAGGGAGGACGGAGACGUGUGGAGGUCCAGGAGGACCAGCGUCCCCCUGCAGGUCCACUAUCCUCCGAGGGGAACCUCCAUCUCAGUGAGUCCAGGUGAGGAGGUGGUGGAGGGUCAGCAGGUGACGGUUACCUGCCGCUCAGACGGAGCUCCGCCCGCCACGCUGGUGCUGAGGAGGGAGGGGGCGGAGCUUCAGAGGGCCACCUCCUCCUCGCUCUCCUUCAGCCUCUCCUCCGCCCUGCUGGAAGACUCCGCCCACUACCAGUGCGAAGCGUCCAACCAGUACGGGUCCCAGAGGGUCAACAGCUCCAUCACCGUCAGAGCUCCUCCGAGGAACACCACGGUCCUCAUCCUGCCGUCUUCGGUGGUCCAGGAGGGACAGAAUGUCACCGUGUGCUGCCAAACCAUCAGCUUCCCGCCGGCAGCCGUGGUGCUGAAGAAGCUGACCAAUGGGACGGAGCUGUACUCCCCCAACGGCACCUUUCUAUUGGUCAACGUCACAGCCAGAGACUCCGGGCUUUACCAGGUCAACGUGACCAACGACCUCGGGUACCAGGUCCAAGUCUUCAGCAUCAGCGUCAGAGAGAGGAGCACCCACCGUCCCCCCAGCCUCGGCGCCAUCGCCGUCCCAGUCUUCUGCGUUGCCGCCGGGCUAGCGGCUGCUGCGCUGCUCCUGGACUACCUGAGGAGAUCCAGGAAGAAAGGCUUCUAUCAGCUGCCGCAGUCUGCGCCUCCGUCAGCCUGACGCGGACCCUGGGCUACCGCCGUCCCCCAUGUGGCUACCAUGUUCUAAUACGUGGCUUUGAUAUACAACAUGUGGCUUUCACGUCUCAGUGUGUGGCUACCGCUUCCUAAUGUGCAGCUACCGAGUCCUGACACAUGGCUGUGACAUGCUAACACGUGGCUACCACCUCCCAGCUGGCGGCUGCUAAUUUGCAAGACGUGAGUGACAUGUGAUCAGCUGACUGCUGCCCCCCCCCCCCCCCCCCCCCCCAAGAUGUGACUGUGUUCCAACACUUCCUAAUACCCACACAUGUUGCUACCUGGCACCCAAAUUUGUUUCUGUAACACUCGGCUACCAGAUUCCAGCGCUUGGUUUCAUCAUUCCAGAACGUCCCGGCCGGCUCGGCGCUGUGCUACCAACAGUCACAACACCUCCUCCCAGCACGCGCCCUCUAUACUAUGUGACAUAUGAACUUGAUGCUUUGCCUCUUUAAGGCUGGAACACCUUCAGCUUCAGAAGCACGUGCUUUCUGCUUGUGUUUCUGCUUGUGUGUGAGAUGAAUGUAAAUUUUCUCUUUUAAUAAAGAUAUUUAUUUCCUUACUCUGCCCCCUCAACCGGGAGCUUCUUGGAUUAUUUCCCUGGGAAUUUCCAGUUAUUCAGCCGGAGCUCAGCAGCUUUCCCUUUCUCUUCUCUCACACUCGCUGUUUACUGGAAGUUUGCAGGACACCUCGGUCUGUUUCCAUGGUGACGCCUCAGGCCUGGAGACUCGCUUUAAGAGGCGGUUUGUUUUUCAGGAGAGGGAGAAAGGCUGCUGGGAGUUUAACACUUCGCUGAAGCCGAACAGGGAGACAGAAAGUAAAACAAAGCCUCCAGGAGGUGGGUGGCUUUGGCUCCUGAUGGCGGCGCUGGAGGAAAGGUUGUGAUGUCGUGAUGUUUACAGGUCCGAGCAGGAACGGACUAAACAGCAUUUUGUACUUUGUGUAAUAGGGUUGAUGUGAACAGCCACUUUUUGUACUUUGUAGUUCAAACUAGUGUUGUAGUACUCGAGACCCCUUUCUGAUGGUCUUGGUCUCGACACGGUCUCGGACAUUAAGGACUCAGGACUUUAUUUCAAGACCAUAACUUUGGGAAUAUCAAUAAACUGGUUUUGCAUCGUCUGAUUUAUUUGUUAACAUUCUAACUUUGAUGAAUGUAAAACGUGUUGCUUCAAAUUAAACCAAUGACCCUAAUUAAAAAUGUGUUGUUACCGUUAGCGACGGUAACCCCCCAACCCUCCUGCGAUGGUAACCAUGGAGAAGCAGUGUUGAAUAAAGAGGCUUGAGUUGAUUUCA
Molecule: messenger RNA, 3861 nt
Organism: Micropterus salmoides (largemouth bass)
Lineage: Eukaryota; Metazoa; Chordata; Actinopteri; Centrarchiformes; Centrarchidae
Product: vascular cell adhesion protein 1-like
Biological process (GO): cell-cell adhesion
Cellular component (GO): membrane
Source: RefSeq, a predicted model, not a curated record